Molecule: messenger RNA, 1957 nt
Organism: Myiozetetes cayanensis
Lineage: Eukaryota; Metazoa; Chordata; Aves; Passeriformes; Tyrannidae
Gene: KCNJ10
Product: potassium inwardly rectifying channel subfamily J member 10
Exons: 3
Coding region: 130-1272 (380 amino acids)
Biological process (GO): regulation of monoatomic ion transmembrane transport; potassium ion import across plasma membrane
Cellular component (GO): plasma membrane
Molecular function (GO): inward rectifier potassium channel activity
Source: RefSeq, a predicted model, not a curated record
CCCCGGGCCCCCCCCGGCCGGGCUGGGGGGGCCCGUCCCGCCACCACCGGCCCCGCCGAGCCAUAAAGCCCAUGGGGAGCCGGCGGCGGGCGGGCUGAGCUCGGCGGCACCCGCGACCCCCCCAGCAAGAUGACGUCCUCCACCAAGGUGUACUACAGCCAGACGACGCAGACCGAGGGCCGCCCGCUGAUGGGGCCGGGGCUGCGGCGGCGCCGGGUGCUGACCAAGGACGGGCGGAGCAAUGUGCGCAUGGAGCACAUCUCGGACAAGCGCUUCCUGUACCUCAAGGACCUGUGGACCACCUUCAUUGACAUGCAGUGGCGCUACAAGCUGCUCCUCUUCUCCGCCACCUUCGCCGGCACCUGGUUUGCCUUCGGCGUCGUGUGGUACCUGGUGGCCGUGGCCCACGGAGACCUGCUGGAGUUCGACCCCCCCGCCAACCACACGCCGUGCGUCAUGCAGGUCCACACCCUGACCGGGGCCUUCCUGUUCUCCCUGGAGUCCCAGACCACCAUCGGCUAUGGGUUCCGCUACAUCAGCGAGGAGUGCCCCCUGGCCAUCGUGCUGCUCAUCACCCAGCUCGUCCUCACCACCAUCCUCGAGAUCUUCAUCACCGGCACCUUCCUGGCCAAGAUCGCGCGGCCCAAGAAGCGCGCCGAGACCAUCAAGUUCAGCCAGAACGCCGUGGUGGCCCAGCACGACGGCAAGACCUGCCUGAUGAUCCGCGUGGCCAACAUGAGGAAGAGCCUCCUCAUCGGCUGCCAGGUCACGGGGAAGCUGCUGCAGACCCAUCUCACCAAGGAGGGCGAGAGCGUGCGGCUCAACCAGCUCAACGUGGACUUCCAGGUGGACACGUCAUCCGACAGCCCCUUCCUCAUCCUCCCGCUCACCUUCUACCACGUGGUGGACGAGGCCAGCCCGCUGCGGGACGUGUCCCUGCGCUCGGGGGACGGGGACUUCGAGCUCGUGGUGAUCCUCAGCGGCACCGUGGAGUCCACCAGCGCCACGUGCCAGGUUCGCACGUCCUACCUGCCCGAGGAGAUCCUGUGGGGCUACGAGUUCACGCCGGCCAUCUCGCUCUCGGCCAGCGGCAAGUACGUGGCCGACUUCAGCCUCUUCGACCGUGUGGUGAAGGUGGCGGCGCCGCCGCGGUGCCACCACGAGGCCGUGCGGUUCGGGGACCCCGAGAAGGUGAAGCUGGAGGAGUCGCUGCGGGAGGCGGAGCGGGAAGGGGAGGGGGCCCCGCUCAGCGUCCGCAUCAGCAACGUCUGACGGGGACACCGGCCCAGGGAGGGGGCACCGGCCCCGGGGUGGCACCGACGGAUGGAGGUGGCACCAGCAACUGGAGGUGACACCAGUCCUGGCAUGGCACUGAUGGCUGGAGGUGACACUGGUGGAUGGAGGUGACACUGGUGGAUGGAGGUGACCCCAGGAACUGGAGGGAACACUGGUCCCAGGGUGGCACUGGCAGCUGGAGGUGACACCAGGAACUGGAGGUGACAUGGACAGCUGAAGGUGACACUGAUAUCUGGAGGUGACACUGAUGGAGGUGGCACUGACGGCUGGAGGUGGCACCAGCACCUGGAGGUGUCACCACAGCUGGAGAUGUCACCAAGUCUGGAGCUGUCACCAAGGACUGGAGGUUCCACCAGCCCUAAGGUGACACUGACAACUGGGGGUGUCACCAGCCUGGAGGUGCCACCAACUCCUGGAAGUGCCUCCAGCCCCUGGAGAUGUCACCAGCACCUGGAGGUGCCACCAAUGCCUGGAACUGCCACCAGGUCCUGGAGGCGUCACCAACACUUGAAGUUGCCACCAACACUGGAGAUGCCACAAGUCCCCUGAGGUGUCACCAGUUUCAAGGUGUCACCGACACUUGGAAGUGCCACCAACACCUGGAGGUGCCACCAGCUCAGAGGUGACACCAGUCCUUGGAGGUGCCACCAACACCUGGAAG